AUGGAUAUCGAUCAAGACCCUCGAAUCUCCGCCGCAUAUACAACGCGUCUCGACCAAACCCUCCAAGAUCUCCAAGAUCGAGUCAAGGAGCAAGAAGCCGCACUUGCAAAGGUGACUCCGAGCAAAAACCUCAAUUCCCAUAUCUUCCGGGCCAUCACCAGAUCCCAAAACCCACCUCCACCAACUCCGCGCUCUGAAACACGCAUACGACACCCUCUCCACCACACCCCCCUACCUCCCACCCCCAAAUCCAUCCUCCCCGCUCUCCUCGCCCACCGCACCACCACAUCCUGCAUCCAAGAAACCCAAGAAUGCAUAACCACCAGCUCACAUGACCUUUCCACUACCACCACCCUCCUCCAAAAAGAAAAAUCCGACCACCAAGAUGCCCUCUCCAUCCAAUCCGCGCUCCAAUCACGCAUCUCCGCGCUCACAACCCAACUCACGCAACAAACUCAAAAAUCCCCCUCCCAAAUCUUUUUCGAGCUGCAAUCCUCCUUCCAAACAGGCAAAACACACUACGACACCGAGACCGGCAAUCUAAUCCGCGCAUUCAACUCCUUCAUCGAUGCGCAUCUCGCAUCCAUGCUCGCCGCCGAAGAACUCGGCGGCCCCAUCGUAGGCGAAAUGCUCUCCAUCACCCCACAAACCCUCAUCGCCGGUUUCAGCACGCAGGGAAAACCCAAAAAGCCAAAGGAAAACCCAAACAUGGAUAAACGCCAGCGUCGCAUCGACGAAAUCUGGGGUCCCAAACCUUCUCUCGACCAAGACGACGACGACGAAGAAGAAGAAGAAGAAGAAGAAUGGGACGAAACACGUGCCGCCGCAGCAGAAAUGCGCGAAUUGGCCGAACAGCUGUUGAACGGAUUAUUGGAAGCCGAUGAGAGUGGCUCGGGUGGAUAUGUCACGCUCGAGAGAGAUAGUGCGGCGGCGAGAUUCCUGGUCAGGAGCAAAGUUGCGCAGUAUCAUUUCAAGGACGCGAGAAAGUUGAAGCUGGUCGAUUUUGAAAAGGAUAUUGUUUGA
Molecule: messenger RNA, 1023 nt
Organism: Botrytis fragariae
Lineage: Eukaryota; Fungi; Ascomycota; Leotiomycetes; Helotiales; Sclerotiniaceae
Exons: 2
Coding region: 1-1023 (340 amino acids)
Biological process (GO): mitotic sister chromatid segregation; kinetochore assembly
Cellular component (GO): nucleus
Source: RefSeq, a predicted model, not a curated record